AUGGUCCGGUUCGGUGCGAUGUUUGGCAUCGCAGCGAUGCUCCUGUCUGUGCAUGCGCAGAUGUUCCAAAACAUGUUUGGCGGCAACUCAUUCUUUCACGCCGCGCAGCAAGGACAGGAAGCACACGGCGUCGGCGAUGCAUCAUGGUUCCAGGACCGUGUGGAUAAAGCCCAAUGUGCGCAACAUUUGUGCAGCGAUACCCUCGCAUGCGUUGGUGACCCCAGCGCAUGUCCGUGCCCAUACAAGGAGCAGAUCCGCUGCUCGCUGGGCGAUGCAUACAUGUGCAUCCAAGCCGCAGACUGCGGCGAAGUGGAACGUUUGUACGGAAUGUAA
Messenger RNA from Malassezia vespertilionis, 333 nucleotides. It is a transcript of the gene LCL2, whose product is annotated as Long chronological lifespan protein 2. Bases 1 to 333 code for a protein of 110 amino acids. The record is from RefSeq and is a predicted model, not a curated record. Lineage: Eukaryota; Fungi; Basidiomycota; Malasseziomycetes; Malasseziales; Malasseziaceae. The transcript is spliced from 2 exons.